AUGAAGUGCCCGAUGCGCGGACCACCGAAAGUGAUUGGAGCUGUUAAAAAAGCAAUGGCAGGUGAUCAUGUUGAACUCCUCUGCCCAGUGUUCGGCUAUCCUGACCGUUCGCCUCGGUGGGAGAAGGAUGGAGCACCACAUAGAGGUUUUUUUUCAGAUUCAUCGCCAUCGAUACAGUACGAUGGGAACAAUCUGAUAUUAGCGCAUGCUGAAGCGACAAUGAACGGUGUUUAUACUUGCAUUGCUGACAACUCGUUUCCAAUGUUCGUCGAUGGGCCAGCGAUGCCGCACCAAUUGAUCUUUGAACAAAAAGUCAUCAUCGAUUCUUAG
Ostertagia ostertagi is the source of this 330-nucleotide messenger RNA. The record is from the annotation of a GenBank genome assembly. NCBI's taxonomy places the organism in Eukaryota, Metazoa, Nematoda, Chromadorea, Rhabditida, Trichostrongylidae.